AUGGCGCUAGCUACGGGAGCGCUACGGGAGCGGCUUGAGCUGUCCUGCGAGGUGGACGGCCACCCCGAGCCCCGCGUCUACUGGACCAAGGACAACGUGCAGCUCGCGGAGAGCGACAGGAUCUACAUCACACCGGCCCGUCUUAGCGUUAGCCGAUUGGUUGAAGAGGACGCCGGUGUAUACGGAUGCCACGCCGACAACGGACACAGCAGCCACCACUCCGUGGUGCAGAUCACCGUGCAAAAACUGUACAUACCCGAGCUGUGCAAGGAUAACCAGUACUUCGCCGACUGCAAGCUAAUCGUGAGAAGCAAGCUAUGCCGCCACGAAUACUACUCCAAAUUCUGCUGCAAGUCGUGUGUGGAGGCAGGCGCGCUGGACCCUCAGACCCUGGAGUUCCAAGGAGACUCAGCUUUUACCUACAAGAAGAAGUAAACCCGUCAUGUGACCUAUAAUCGCCCGUGGAUGCUUACCUUAACUUCCACUGUGUGUAGCGGGCUUAGAAUGGUCGCGUUGAUCCAUAGACAAACCGUCGCUCUCAAAAUAGACUUCCUUAAUUUUAAUAAAUAAUUUAAGUAACGGGUUAACCGUUUGGCUGAAUGCACCAAAAUUAUGCUAACAAAAAAUGUGAGAGGAUGAUGUUUUGUCCAAAUCGAUAAACGUGGCCGUGUGGUUAUUAGUUUCUGGUAGUAUAGCACGCUAGUCCUUACCGAAAUGUGCCUUGUAAUUUUAAAAUCGAAAAAAAUAAUUAUAUAGACAGAAGUAAAUCGAUGAUAUCAUGGCCUAUUAUGUAGUUCUUGUAAAAUAAACUUUAUUGCACUUGUUUACUUAAAUGUGAAAAUAAUGUAAAAUAGCAAAGAAAGCAAUAGGUUUAGUUAAAUUCAUACCAAACUUACCUUUCGUGGUUAUUAAAUAACCUAGCAUAAAAACGUUUGAAAAUCGCUCAUUCGCAACUGAAUAGUUACCUAUAAAAUUAAUACAUUAACCGAUUUAAGUACAUCUACUGUACAUAGGUAUAUUAAAAAAUAGUGUCCCUCAAUUAUAUAGACGCAUUCCAUUUAUAAUAAUAAUAAAUAAAGCAUAACUAAUCAAGUAAUCAGCUAAUCACGAAAGGGAUCUUCCUAGUGCUAUUAAAUUUACAUUUACUAAUUUUUUUUUUUAAAUAUUUAAUUACUCGGUCAGUGUAGGUACUAAAUAAUAAAUAAGUAGUGAUUGUUAAUAGUUAAAAUGUAUCUGUAUUUUUAUCGUCACCAAGUGCCAUACCAUGUUUUGCUCGCGCAUUUCACUUUGACUUUAUUUACAUAGUUAUUUAUUGAUAAAAUUGCAAUCAAGAUAUUAUUUAUAUUUUUAAUUUGAUUUUAUAGAGAACAUACUCGUAGGUACCAAUAGAUUUAAUGUAGAUAGGAAAUUACUUUUUACCUAUUAUGUGUAAAUAAAUAGAUAACAUUAACAUGUCACAAUAAGCUCCAUCUGUGAUGGAUUCAGGAUAAUAAUGUAGUUUACAAACUUUAAUGACCUACCCUGAUUGAAUGAUGUUUGAAUUGAAAGUGGGAAAAGUAGUAUUUUUAUAAAUGGAUUAUAGGUACAGUCGACGUCAAAUAUAUGUUUCCACUUUUGCACCUUACUCCUUUGUAAUAAGGCGAAAAAUGUAAACACAUCUUUGACAUCGACUGUAGGUACAAACGAAGCAACAUAUUUAUAAAGCUUGCUAAUUUACAUGCAAACUUGCCUUUUCCGAAUAUUCUAGAUGGCGCCAUUAUAAUAUGUUAGAAUCUAACUAAAGCGAUGCCAUCUACAACAUUCGAAGAGAACUUCCCAAGAGAUUAGGUUUAUAAUGAACUUCUAUAAUCUCUAAAACUUUAAUUUCCAUUAAUCUCGGUUGGUCAUUACAAGUCAGUGAGGGAAAUAAAUUAUUUAUUUCUAAAUACGCAGUUUGGCUAAGAGUAUGCAAUAAAUAAGAUAGCGAUAAGCGGUACCGUGACGUCAUAAUAAUUUGUUACUAGGUAAGUGAAUUUAUAUGUGACAUCAUUGUAAAUAGAAGAAAUUAAAGCUCUUUAAUGAAA
Cydia fagiglandana is the source of this 2063-nucleotide messenger RNA. RefSeq names its product papilin-like. Lineage: Eukaryota; Metazoa; Arthropoda; Insecta; Lepidoptera; Tortricidae. The transcript has 5 exons. Gene Ontology annotation, biological process: homophilic cell-cell adhesion; synapse organization. The record is from RefSeq and is a predicted model, not a curated record. Gene Ontology annotation, cellular component: neuronal cell body; plasma membrane; axon. Bases 1 to 435 code for a protein of 144 amino acids. Gene Ontology annotation, molecular function: axon guidance receptor activity.